Molecule: messenger RNA, 828 nt
Organism: Lampris incognitus (smalleye Pacific opah)
Lineage: Eukaryota; Metazoa; Chordata; Actinopteri; Lampriformes; Lampridae
Product: putative methyltransferase DDB_G0268948
Exons: 6
Coding region: 1-828 (275 amino acids)
Molecular function (GO): S-adenosylmethionine-dependent methyltransferase activity
Source: RefSeq, a predicted model, not a curated record
AUGGCUCACCGUCUGUUUGAAGGCAAGGAGCACGCUGCCUCCUAUUGGAAGUACAGAAUCGCUCCAUCGGAUCACCUAAUACAACAAGUGCUUCACUUCCUGGAAAAACAGGAAGGGCAGCCUUUUGAACUGGCUGUGGAUGUGGGCUGUGGCUCUGGGCAGGGCACAGUACUGCUGGCCAAUCACUUUGCUUCUGUGGUGGGGAUAGAUGUGAGCCCUGCCCAAUUAGAGGUGGCCUUGGGGCAUGCCACCGCCCCAAACGUCACAUAUAGACAGUGUGUAGCUGAGGAGCUGCCAUUCAGUGACAGUUCUGUUGAUCUGGUGACGGCCAUGUCAGCCUUCCACUGGUUCGAGCGGCCUCGCUUCCUCCAGGAGGCCCACAGGGUGCUAAAGCCGCAUGGCUGUCUGGCUUUGCUCAACUACACCAUAGACAUGAAGCUAAACUACUCAGGCUGCUGCUCACAGGAACUCAACCAAGUCUGUCAAGAGUUUUAUGCCGCCUUGAGACCUUACCGCAGUCCCCACCUUGGCCAUAGCUCAGUUGAGCUCUAUCGACAAGCCUUGGAGUCCAUCCCCUACCCUGACAAGGAGUGGCAGGAGUGCGUGUGGGUGAACAGGUCCAUGCCUUUGUCCAGCUACAUUGGGAUGGUGGAAUCUUUCUCCAGCUUUCAGGCCCUCCUGAGAGAAAACCCACAGCAGGCCAGCCAGCUGUCCAGGGACAUCACUCAGAAGUUUUUGUCAGUGAUGAAGGUCACCUCUCCAGAGGCGGAGGUCGUGGUGGGUGUGAGGUAUUUCUACUUGCUUGCAUCCAAACCAGCUGGGGAGUGA